GAUUUGUGGCACAGAACUGCAAAGGCGGUGAUUACACAGCGUGUUUUGGUCGGAGACGAGGCGGACUCCUAUGUCAGCAAGCUCUGUGGACUUUGAUAGCCUCUUACUGACAAAGUUGCUUGACACGUUCAGUGACCGCAUACACACCAAAACCUUUGCCAAUUUACAAAGACAGACGGAUGGCGAUGUCGAGCAAAUUAACCAAGCUGUUGAACGCUUCCUCGCGGAGGGAAAUGAAUUACAACAUUGGGCCUCAAGCAUUUUACAAGCCAGCACUACCGCCCACCAACUCAAAAGAAUGGUUUUGAACCGAAACUGGAAUAGAGAAUUCUAUGAACCCAACACAGCACGAAUUCAUAAGUGUGUGGAAGAAAGUUUUCGAGAACGCCAUAAAAAGCUGGAACAAUUAUUCGCGGACUAUCUCACUCAUCGGGAUACUAAAUGUUAUCAGGAUGUCACUACAGCGGUCGCUAACAAGGAUAAGGAAGGAAAACGCAUGACCACCAAAUUUGAAGAUACGUAUGGCAAUGCCUACCGUGGGUCCACAAAACCAAGUACAACCGGUUAUCUGAAACACCAGUCUUCAACAUCCUGUCCAUUCGAUCGACAGUGGCGGCCCAGCCCAGGGCCUGCAUCGUGGAAUCGUGUGCCGCUCACGAACAUAGAAAGCGAGGUUAGAACUAAGAGCAGAUAUCGGCUCUCUGGUGCAUUUAAUGCGUCGGAAAUCACCACUCGCAUGGCAAAAGGAUGGUGUUGAAGACUCAGGUCCCAGCUGUGUAUUUUGCACGCAAUACAAAAUUCUGCUCCACA
Molecule: messenger RNA, 810 nt
Organism: Dicrocoelium dendriticum
Lineage: Eukaryota; Metazoa; Platyhelminthes; Trematoda; Plagiorchiida; Dicrocoeliidae
Source: the annotation of a GenBank genome assembly